Messenger RNA from Prunus armeniaca (apricot), 3357 nucleotides. The record is from the annotation of a GenBank genome assembly. Lineage: Eukaryota; Viridiplantae; Streptophyta; Magnoliopsida; Rosales; Rosaceae.
AUGGAAGUUGCAAGCCAACAUGUGGAUAAGAAGAAUGAGACUCCAUGUCCGUGCAUGAAGUGCCAGAAUAUGAAUUGCCAUUCUCUUCCGGUUGUGCAAGCACAUUUAUGGCAGUAUGGGAUGUCAGUGGUGUAUCACACAUGGAUAUACCAUGGGGAACAAUUCGAGAUAACAAGACAAGCUUCACCUCCUGCAACUGCUCAAGAGGCACCUCGUCUUGAUGAUUAUACGCAUAAUAUUUUGAAUGAUGCAUUCCCACCAGACUUGGGAGUUGUAGAUGAUACAUUGGGGGACAAUGAAGAUGUGAGAGAUGAUACCGAUAUGCAUAGGGUUGAGAUGGAUAAGUAUGACAAGUUGAUUGCUGAAUCUCAGCAACAAUUGUUUCCCGGUAGCAAUGCAUCAGUUUUGACAGCAAUGGUACAAUUCAUGCAUGCGAAGGUACUUCAUCAUUGGAGCAACAAGUCAUUUGAUCAAAUGUUACAAAUACUCAGUGCUAUUUGUCCGCAGCCUCAUAGCAUUCCUCCAUCAUUCUAUGCUGCUAAUAAGAUGUUGAAAGAUUUGGGUUUGGGGCAUGAAAAAAUUGAUGCAUGUAUUUACGAUUGUGCUUUGUUUUACAAAGAGCAUAAAAGUAAAGAUAAAUGUCCAGUGUGUGAUGAGCCUAGGUAUAAACCUAGUACUAGUAAAAAGAAAACAGUGGUGCCCCAAAAAGUGUUGCGAUAUAUUCCUCUAAAGCCGAGAUUACAGAGAUUGUUUAUGUCUGAACAUACAGCAGGUCACAUGCGUUGGCAUAAGGAUAAACGAGUUGAUGAUGAAGGUGUUAUGAGGCAUCCAGCAGAUUCUAUUGCUUGGAAGGAGUUUGAUAAGAUGUACCCUGAGUUUGCCGAAGAGCCACGAAAUAUCAGGUUAGGCCUUGCAACUGAUGGGUUUAACCCAUUCGGGAAUAUGAGCACAUCUUAUAGUAUGUGGCCGGUGAUGGUGGUUCCUUACAAUCUACCUCCUUGGAUGUGUAUGAAACAACAGUAUUCAAUAAUGACUUUGCUUAUUCCAGGCCCAAAGGCACCAGGCAAGGAGCUGGAUGUGUAUUUGCGUCCUUUAAUUGAUGAGCUAAAAGAGUUGUGGGAAGAAGGUGUUCAAACUUAUGAUAAGUUUACUGAUACAAGGUUUAACAUGCGGGCAGCUGUAAUAUGGACAAUCAAUGACUUUCCUGCUUAUGGGAAUUUAUCCGGUUGGAGUACAAAAGGUUACAAGGCAUGUCCCGUAUGUCUUGAGGAUACAACAUCUACCAAGCUGAGAAAUAAAAUUUGUUAUAUGGGGCACCGUCGCUACUUGAAAAAGAAUCACCCUUGGCGUAAGGAUUCUGAAAAUUUUGAUGGAACUAUUGAGAUGAGGGAUCCCCCAAGAGAAUUCUCUGGUGAUGACUUAUUACUUCAGUUUAAUCACCUUGUGCAUCGUAAGCUUGGUAAACAUCCUGAAAAUUUGGAGAGAAAGAGAAAGCGGACACCUAUGGAGUUAAAUUGGACAAAUAAGAGUAUUUUUUUCGAAUUGGAGUAUUGGUCCAAGUUGAAAAUAAGACAUAACUUGGACGUAAUGCAUAUUGAAAAGAAUAUAUGUGACAACAUUGUUGGAACGUUGUUGAGCAUAGAAGGAAAAACAAAAGACACACCCAAUGCUCGUUUGGAUUUGAAAGACAUGAAUAUACGAAGGAAUCUGCAUUUAGAUAAAGAUGAAAAUGGCAAGAUAAAGAAGUAUGCUGCAGAAUAUACAUUAGAACCGGCUGAUCGUCGAGCAUUUUGUGAAUUUUUGAAGUCUAUAAAAUUUCCGGAUGGUUAUGCUGCUAAUAUAUCACGAAAUGUCAAAGAUGGGAAGAUCUCAGGUUUGAAGACUCAUGAUUGUCAUGUUUUGUUACAACGAAUUUUACCUAUUGGAAUUCGGCCGUACUUGAUAAAAGAAGUGUGUGCGCCACUUGUAGAAUUGGCAUGUUUCUUCCAACAAAUUUGUGCAAAGACGUUGCAUGUUGCAGAUUUGGAUAGAUUGGAGGUUGACAUUGUGGUCAUUUUAUGCAAACUUGAGAAAAUAUUUCCACCUGCCUUUUUUGAUGUCAUGGUGCAUUUGGCCCUUCAUUUACCACGUGAGGCCAAACUUGGGGGACCUGUAGGAUAUCGUUGGAUGUACCCGAUAGAGAGGAUGCUAGGGAAGUUAAAGGGCUAUGUACGUAAUAGAGCUAGACCCGAAGGUUCAAUUGUUGAGGGAUACAUUGCAAAUGAAGCGUUAACUUUUUGUUCAAUGUAUUUUCGUAAUGUGGAGACUGUUUUCUCUCGUCCUGAACGAAAUGAUGAUGGUGGCGAAGCCAAUGCUAAGCUCUCGGUAUUUUCUCAAAAUGCACGACCCUUUAAUGGCUAUAAAUUUCUUCAAUUGUCUGAAGGAGAAAUGGAACCAAUUUAUUGGUAUAUCUUGGACAAUUGUGAGGAAAUUGAACCAUUUAGAAAUGAGCAUCGUCAAAUAUUAGAGCGUGAAAGCCUAUUUAACAUAGAACAGAGACAUAGGCAGUCGUUUCCCCAAUGGUUCAAGCAUCAUGUCAAAGCAUUGUAUAGUGAGGAAUCAACAUUGGUGACUAAAGAAGUGUGUGCAUUAUCAUAUGGUCCUGAUGAAAGAGUUUGUACGUAUACAGGAUGUGUUGUGAACGGAAUUCGAUGGCAUGUCCAAGAUAUAGAAGAAACUCGUACAACUCAAAAUAGUGGGGUCAUGGUACCAGGAACUCAUGCUGAUCAGGAAAGUAAUUUUUAUGGUAGAUUAGUUAGUGUUGUUAAAAUAGGAUUCACAUAUGGCUAUCAUGUUAUCCUUUUUAAGUGUGAGUGGUACAAUACAAGUACAGAUGUGAAGCGAAAGAAAAAGAUUGUUAGGCUUGUUCAUGAUUACCAUCUCACGUCAGUGAACUCAAUGAAUUUAUGGUACAAAGAUGAUCCUUAUGUGCUAGCAAAACAAGCACAGCAGAUCUUUUUCCUUGAUGACCCAUCCUUGGGUCAUGGUUGGAAGGUAAUUCAAAAAAUUCCACAUAGACAUGUGUGGGAUGUUCCUGAGAAUGAGGUGGCUCACGAGGCAGAAACACUCUACGACGAUGGUGUGGACCAAACUGCACAUAUUAGUGUUAGACAUGCACCAGAAGAUAAUGAUCUACUCAGUCCAUCACUUCGUAGAGAGUAUGUUGAACCUGAAAUAGUUGUCGAAGAUAUUAAUUUUGAACAUGUCUCAAAUGAUAUGGAGGAUGAAGAUUUUAUUGAUGAUGAUGAUAUUGAAGAAAUACCUUCGGGUGAUGAUGAAGGCAGUGUUCACAGUGACGAUUAUAGUGAUUUGGAUUGA